Molecule: messenger RNA, 408 nt
Organism: Beta vulgaris subsp. vulgaris (sugar beet)
Lineage: Eukaryota; Viridiplantae; Streptophyta; Magnoliopsida; Caryophyllales; Amaranthaceae
Exons: 1
Coding region: 1-408 (135 amino acids)
Source: RefSeq, a predicted model, not a curated record
AUGGAAAAUUUUCGGGAUACUAUGAAUGAUUUGUCUCUUCGGGAUCUUGGUUACAAUGGCUUGUGGUAUACUUGGGAACGUGGAAAUUCUCCAUCCACGUGCAUCCGUGAAAGGAUUGAUCGAUCUGUGUGCUCAGCUUCUUGGUCAAACUUGUAUCCCCAUCACAUGGUGGACCAUUCUAUUUGCUACAAAUCGGACCAUCUGGCCAUUUGCCUUCAGCCCAGUUCCUAUCGAAGAUCCACUGGAAAUCAUCGAAGGUUUUUCUUCGAAACUAGCUGGCUUCUUAACCCAACUUGUGAAGAUGCUGUUCGUGAUGCUUGGGCAGAUUCUGUGGGAGAUUCUAUCCCGGGCCGGUUGGUUUUUAUGGCCCAAAAGCUGAAGAUUUUGGGGGGCCGAAAAUGUGGGUAA